AUGCCAAAACAAGCUCAAGCACAAAUAUGCCAGCGUCGGUUCUUUUCAAGCUCUGAAUGCCUUAGCGUUAUGCUACAUAAGUUAACAGAGAGACCUAUUGAGUAUUGGGAAAUAGCUUUCGUAAACAAAAGGGCCUGGUUGGGCAAAGGCAAAAGGCAAUUGGCAUCAGAUGGAUACGCAUCACGU
Molecule: messenger RNA, 186 nt
Organism: Dovyalis caffra
Lineage: Eukaryota; Viridiplantae; Streptophyta; Magnoliopsida; Malpighiales; Salicaceae
Source: the annotation of a GenBank genome assembly